UGUAAUGAUUACCAUAGAAGAACUAUGUCCGUCCCAACAGGCACCAACAACUGGUGGAAAGAGGCCACCGUCUACCAGGUCUACCCAGCCUCGUUCAAAGACUCCAAUGGCGACGGCUGGGGCGAUAUCCCAGGCGUCAUUGAAAAGGUGCCCUACCUGCAGUCGCUCGGUAUAGACGUCCUCUGGCUCUCCCCAAUGUACGACUCGCCCAUGCACGAUAUGGGGUAUGAUGUAUCGGACUAUGAGAGCGUCCUGCCAGCGUAUGGUACUGUUGGAGAUGUCGAGAAUCUCAUUAAGGCCUGCCACCAGCACGGAAUGAGGAUUAUCCUGGACUUGGUGAUUAACCACACCAGCGACGAGCACAGCUGGUUCAAAGAAAGUCGCAGCAGCAGAGAUAAUCCCAAGCGCGACUGGUACUUCUGGCGUCCGCCUCGCUACGACGAUCAAGGGAAUCGCCUGCCUCCAACGAACUACCGUGGAUAUUUCGCUGGAAGUACCUGGACAUGGGACGAGCACACACAAGAGUACUACCUACAUCUCUACGCAAAAUCCCAGCCCGAUCUCAACUGGGACAACCCGGAAACCCGCAAAGCCAUCUACAACAGCGCAAUCCGGUUCUGGCUGGAAAAAGGCGUGGAUGGGUUCCGAGUCGACACGGUCAACAAGUACAGCAAGCAUACCGAUUUCCGGGACGCGCCUAUCACGGACCCGAACAGCUAUAUCCAGCCUGCGAUCGAGAUGUGGUGUAAUGGCCCGCGCAUCCAUGAGUUUAUACGAGAGAUGUAUGAUGACGUUCUUGCGCCGUAUGGCGAUGUCGUGACCGUGGGCGAGCUGGCGAAUACGCCUGACCCAGAGCAUGUCCUGCGCUAUGUCGGUGCGUCGGCGAAGCAGCUGAGUAUGGUGUUCCAUCUGGACGUCGGCCAUAUCGGGAUGGGCGAGAGUCUGGAGGACAAGUACAUCCUGCAGCCGUGGAAGUUGACAGAGUUGAAAUCCAUCGUUAGCAAGUGGCAAUCCUUCAUUGAAGGAACUGACGGCUGGACGACGGCCUUUUGCGAGAACCACGACAACGGGCGUGCUGUGUCGCGGUUUGCGUCUGAUGCGCCGGAGUUCAGGGAGAGGUCGGCGAAGAUGCUUGCGGUGAUGAUGGUCGCUAUGACGGGGACGCUGUUCUUAUAUCAGGGGCAGGAGAUUGGCAUGGUUAAUGCGCCUAGGGACUGGUCGAUUGAGGAGUAUAAGGAUAUCGAGGGGCUGGGGUACUAUCGUGAGGCGCAGAGACAGGCUGCUGCCGGUGUGAGCCUUGAUCGUCCAGAGCGUAUCAUGGACGGUCUGCGUGUUCUGGCGCGAGAUCAUGCCAGGCUCCCUAUGCAAUGGGAUGAUACUGCUGAGGCUGGAUUUACCGAAGGGACGCCGUGGAUGAGGACGCACGAUAUGUACCGCGAGAUCAAUGUGAAGAAGCAAGAGGGGGAUCCGGAUAGUGUACUCUCAUUUUGGAAGAUGCUACUACUCGUACGCAAGGAAUAUCGGGACCUACUUAUCCAUGGGGCGUUUGAAGUGGUUGACUAUGAGAACCAGCGGGUCUUUAGCUUUGUGAAGUCGAGGAACACGCAACGGGCACUUGUAGUGCUGAACUUCACCCAGACCGAGCAGGCCUAUUCGCAGAGAGACAUAGGAGGGAUGAGACUGCUGGUUAAUAGUUAUUCUGAUGCAGCCUCCGAGAAACUGCGGCCAUAUGAGGGGCGGAUUUAUAUAGGACACGCCAUAUAAACUCCAGAAUAGUCAGCUAUUGGAUAUUAUUUCUGUAAAGCCUCGAAGGCAUCCCCUCUCUCCGAUUGCCAUGUCAUGUUGUUUUAAUAGUAUCCUGUUUGUUAGGAUCCAUAAGGAAGUGUUAAAGUGUUCUACCUAAGAUAUUGAUAAGGAACAGCGG
This is a messenger RNA of Aspergillus versicolor CBS 583.65, 1924 nucleotides long. Its product is annotated as glycoside hydrolase family 13 protein. The transcript has a single exon. Gene Ontology annotation, biological process: oligosaccharide catabolic process. NCBI's taxonomy places the organism in Eukaryota, Fungi, Ascomycota, Eurotiomycetes, Eurotiales, Aspergillaceae. The record is from RefSeq and is a predicted model, not a curated record. The coding region runs from base 25 to 1764 and encodes 579 amino acids. Gene Ontology annotation, molecular function: alpha-amylase activity.